Messenger RNA from Ectocarpus siliculosus, 1707 nucleotides. NCBI's taxonomy places the organism in Eukaryota, Phaeophyceae, Ectocarpales, Ectocarpaceae. The record is from the annotation of a GenBank genome assembly.
AUGGGUUCGUUUUCCCGAGAAAGGCUUGAAGAGCAGGCGACACUCGCUCCGGUCAGGAUGUGGGCAAACAUAUGGCAAAUAUUGGGAGUCACCAUGAUUCCAAUAUUUACGGUGGGAACUGGGUUGUCUAUGGCAAGCAGGGCGGAAGACGCAGGCGUGAUCGCUGUUCGAGAUGGAGUCGUGGUGCAGGACAAAGGAUGCCCGCAUGCCAUAUCACCGGACGAGGCGGACAUCAGGAAGUCUACCCCGUCCUGGCCGGGUGGUGUUUUGACUCUCACUUCCCUCUACCAAGUAGACAAUCACGAAGACCUUCAGGCAUGCAUGAACAAUGUGAAGAUGAGAGGGUGCGAGGCCGUGUACUUCCAGGGAUCGUUUGGGGGAGAAGAAUAUUGUUCAACACCACGACACCGACUCCCCGCAGAUGAGGAGGAACCCGGUCUAUUAGUGGCCGGGUCAACCUCGCCGCUCGAAACAAAAAGGGCUAGAUCACUAGUUUUUCACUUUCGAUCCGGGGAUGUUUUCAAGCCGAGAAAGGACUUCCACUUCCAGACGUACGGCCAGCCACCUUUGCUUUACGUACUGGCAGUUAUCGCCAGCAAGAAGUGGAGCAAUUUGACAUUCAUUACAAACGGGGAACAUGAGAGGCUUCUCAACCCUACGUUCAGAGUAAUUGAAGAGCUCAUCAGCCAGGGGAUUCUUGGGACAAACGGGACGAUAGUGGAAACUUAUAAGAAACGAUCACUCUGGGAAGAUCUGCAGGCGAUGCUGUGCGCGGACGCCCUAUCUGUUGCACAUUCAACGCUUACGAAUCUCCUGUUGGCGCACUCGAGGGCCAAGAUGUUCUUUCUGCCGUGGGGGUGUGAACCACAAAUUGGGGAUAUGAUGAUUCCCCGCUUCGUUAGUGCCUCGAUGAUUUGCCUCCAAAGGCCCGAGGUUGAGGUGUACGGCAUUGAAUGGCGGACAACAAGCAAUGCUUACACGGUUUACAACAAGUGGGAUCCAUCCGUCAACCAGCUUGAGAUGAUUGUUUCCGACGACCUCAAAGGCGUUCAACACUGUUGUAAUUAACUGGGAGAACUUUGUUACGGCGGUUAUUCUUGGGGACCUUUCUUCCCACAAGAGUAUCUCUGGUCAAAGAACCUCUUUUUGGCCGAGGCUUACCCUCCUAAUAUUGGAUACCCAGAUGGCGACGCUUUCGGCACAGAGAACUCAAUGAAAUGCUUUUUACCGCACAGUUGUCACCCUAGGCUCCACUGUGCGCAGCACACGUGAGAAUCGUUGGUCUAUCAUGUUUUGGCUCAGAUGGUACGGUGUGUAUUGUAUGUGUGAUGCCUCUCCUCCGCCUCAGACUUGCUGUGCUCAACUCCCGUCAACCCGCCUGUCCCUAGCCCGAGUCGUAAAACUGUACAUCGUCUGAUAAUGGAAGUUGCCGACUUGGGUGCAGUAUGAAAAGAAGUUUUGGGGGACACUUUUUCAUACUGGAAUUCAGAUUCUUUGGAGAGCCUGUAGCCCCUAGACAUUUCUUUGCGGAGGAACUGUGUGCUACUGUGUUCUACUAUUCAUGUAGGAGGGUCAAGCAUGCUGUUUUCCGGGAGUUUUUCUCUCUCUUGGUGAGUGGGGUUGUCUCCAUAGGGAUUCCUAAUUCAGAUCCAAGCCACUCAGGAAGAAAAUCUCAAACGCAAAAAAAAAAGGUUGUGGCGCGAAGCA